CGUCACUAUACGCGCGACUCCAGACGGAUUUUAUUCAUCAUGUUUGACUUCAUGGAAUUUCAAGUUUUCUGUCCCGGAGAAAUGACGGACUUCUACGGCAGCUCCAGCCCGGCGUGCAUGCUGCAGGAGCAGGAGGAGGAUUUGGCAGCUUUCUUUCCCGAGCUGAUCGAGGCAGAUUGGCAGGAGCGUCGAUGCUCGCAAUCAGUGGAAAGCCAGAGUUCCAGCUCCAGCUCCAGCUCGGAUGACUUGUUCGCCAGCCCGCCGUCCCCGCCGCCGCCCCCACGCACUUACAAGCCCUGCUUUGUGUGUCAGGAUAAGUCCUCGGGCUACCACUACGGAGUCAGCGCCUGUGAGGGCUGCAAGGGCUUCUUCCGCCGCAGCGUGCAGAAAAACAUGGCGUACACGUGUCACCGCGACAGGAACUGCAUCAUCAACAAGAUCACCAGGAACCGCUGCCAGUACUGCCGGCUGCAGAGAUGCUUUGCUGUGGGAAUGUCCAAAGAGUCUGUGAGAAAUGACAGAAACAAGAGAAAGGGGAAGAAGGAAGCGGUGAAGAUGACCAUCAUGGAGACGUACGAGCUGACGGCAGAGCUCGGCCUGAUCGUGGAGAAGAUCUGCAGAGCUCACAGAGAGACCUUCCCUGCCCUCUGCCAGCUGGGCAAAUACACCACGAACUCCAGUUCGGACCACCGGAUCCAGCUGGACCUCGGGCUGUGGGACAAGUUCAGCGAGCUCGCCACCAAGUGCAUCAUCAAAGUGGUGGAGUUCGCGAAGCGAGUGCCCGGCUUCACCGGCCUGACCAUCGCCGACCAGAUCACUCUGCUGAAAGCCGCCUGCCUCGACAUCCUGAUCCUGAGGAUUUGCACCCGCUACACUCCUGACAAGGACACCAUGACCUUCUCUGACGGGCUGACCCUGACCCGCACUCAGAUCCACAACGCCGGGUUCGGGCCGCUCACGGAUCAGGUCUUCACUUUUGCCGGGCAGCUGCUGCCGCUGGAGAUGGACGACACGGAAAGUGGGCUCCUCAGCGCCAUCUGCCUCGUCUCUGGAGACCGGCAGGACCUGGAGGAGCCGUCGAAGGUGGAGGUGCUGCAGGAGCCGCUGCUGGAGGCGCUGAAGAUCUACUCCCGGAAGCGGCGGCCCAGCAUGCCGCUCAUGUUUCCCAAGGCCCUCAUGAAGAUCACAGAUCUGCGCAGCAUCAGCGCCAAAGGAGCGGAGCGCGUGGUGACGCUGAAGAUGGAGAUCCCCGGCUCGAUGCCACCGCUCAUCGAGGAGAUGCUGGAGGAUCUGCAGAACCUGGAGCAGCAGCAGAAGCAGCUGGUUCUCGCGCCGCCUCCUCGCAGCACAUGAGGCGUUUCCUCCCUCUGAGACUCCCUCCACGCAGCCCGGAGGCCUUCUAGUGUCUUACCUCGGUUAUUGUCCAGACCAGUGAAUGAUCACAGCUGGAUCUGCUGAAGUGACUCAGUGUCUAUUAAAAGAAACUCAGCGGUCACAUUAACACCACUCUGUGAGCUCCGUCCGGUUGAAUGUGGACAGAUGCAGUGAUGUUUCCAGCUCCACUUCAUAAAACCUCCUGAGAAUCAGCGUUUCUUCACUGUAACUCGUCUUUACAGUAUUUAUGUCUGCAUGAGCUGCCACACACAUUCAUUUUUACCUCACCAAAUAACACUUCUAGCAUUAGUUUUAUAUAGAUAGCAAGCAUUGUUACUUUUUUUUUAUUGUUAAAAUGUCUUGUAUGUUAAUUUUUUUAUCCAUUUGUGUAUAAAGAAAAGGGAAUUACACAUUUUAAAUACAUUUGAAAUCAAGUUUUCUCUCACAAAGUUGAAUGUUGAAAAAAAUUAGAAAAAAAAUAAUGUAGCUGUGCUGAUAUGUGAGAAAUAACAAAAAAAUACAGCAGUGUGUGUAUCAGCUUAUCACCUGUUGGAUAUCAGAGUCCAACCAGGUAAGGUGAGUCAACCACUUCUCCCCCUGGAGCCUCACCUGGAGCCUCCUCUGAGGCCUUCAAAAUAAAAGGACAAUGGAUGUUUUUUCAGAGCUAGAUCUCAAUGCUGGCCUCAGUUUAAAAAUAAAAAUAAAACCAUGACUCAUAUUUGACAGGCUGUAUAAUGUAGUUUG
Salarias fasciatus (jewelled blenny) is the source of this 2118-nucleotide messenger RNA. Its product is annotated as retinoic acid receptor beta-like. The record is from RefSeq and is a predicted model, not a curated record. Lineage: Eukaryota; Metazoa; Chordata; Actinopteri; Blenniiformes; Blenniidae. Gene Ontology annotation, molecular function: zinc ion binding; RNA polymerase II cis-regulatory region sequence-specific DNA binding; nuclear receptor activity. Gene Ontology annotation, cellular component: nucleus; transcription regulator complex. The coding region runs from base 40 to 1353 and encodes 437 amino acids. The transcript has 8 exons. Gene Ontology annotation, biological process: retinoic acid receptor signaling pathway; regulation of transcription by RNA polymerase II; cellular response to corticotropin-releasing hormone stimulus.